This is a messenger RNA of Ceratina calcarata, 1933 nucleotides long. RefSeq names its product solute carrier family 25 member 44. Gene Ontology annotation, biological process: branched-chain amino acid transport; branched-chain amino acid catabolic process. The record is from RefSeq and is a predicted model, not a curated record. Bases 416 to 1411 code for a protein of 331 amino acids. Gene Ontology annotation, molecular function: branched-chain amino acid transmembrane transporter activity. The transcript is spliced from 5 exons. NCBI's taxonomy places the organism in Eukaryota, Metazoa, Arthropoda, Insecta, Hymenoptera, Apidae. Gene Ontology annotation, cellular component: mitochondrion.
CUCACGAUAUAGCACAUGUGCGCAGAAUCAUGAAGCAAUUUAGAUCACAUUUUCCUUUGACUUCUGCUGCCUCGUGCUUUUGAUAUUAAUGUGUAAAUCGUGAAUCGACGUGACUGCAUUGUCGCUGAAUGAAACCAAGCCCGAGCUAAGUGUACGACAAUGAAUUUUGUUACGAUACGCACGUUUCAUCGUUGUGAAAAAUCGUUGCCCUUACUCUAAUGCGGCUAUCGAUGGGGAUUGUAAUCGCUGGAAGGAAUUUAUCAUCGUGACAGUGUAUUACAUCAUCUUCUUUGAACAGUUUGGGUAUUGAUCCCCAAAAAUUACCAAUGAGAUAUGCAGCAUCAAGUUGAACAAAGACAUCCAGGAUCCUUGCAAUACAAAUAUUUUCAAUACGCUGAACCUGAUAGUGCUGUAAAUGUACAAGAUGUCUGCGGUAGAGACACCACCUUUCAUUCGUACCAUCGAAUGGGAUAUGAUGGACAAGACAAAGUUCUUUCCAUUGAGUAUGCUCUCUUCGUUCUCUGUACGCUGUUGUCUAUACCCCUUGACAGUAAUCAAAACUCGGUUACAAGUUCAAAGACACAACUAUAUGUACAAUGGGAUGGUAGACGCUUGCAAGAAGAUUUACAGAGUUGAAGGCUUGGCUGGCCUAUAUAGAGGGUUUUGGAUAAGUUCUAUACAAAUUGUAUCUGGUGUAUUUUACGUGUCUACGUACGAAGGCGUGCGUCAUAUACUUGGGCAACACGGUGUUAUAGGUAAUUUAGAUUCAAGAGUCAAGUCGUUAAUUGCUGGUGGAGCUGCUAGUUUAGUAGGCCAGACAAUAGUGGUACCCUUCGAUGUCUUAAGUCAGCACAUAAUGGUUCUUGGGUUCAAUACUGGUAAACAAGGGAGAUUCAUAGACAAGAUGGGUAUGAAUCCACUGGGUUUAACUCUUGAACCAGGAAAAACUCGUGCUCAGAUCUCAGCUGAUAUCAUUAAAUCGAUUUAUCAGACAGAUGGGUACAGAGGCUUUUAUAGGGGAUACGUUGCAUCGUUGUGCGCUUAUGUUCCCAACAGUGCUCUUUGGUGGGGAUUAUACACCUCCUAUCAAGAAGAGCUCGUAAAGUUGUUUCCAGAGUGGGUUUCCCACUUGUUUAUUCAAGCUGUUGCUGGCACACUGGGAGGAUUCACCACCACUAUUAUCACGAAUCCUCUGGACAUUGUACGGGCAAGGUUACAAGUACAAAGAUUAGAUAGUAUGUUCAGCGCGUUCAAGGUCCUCUGGGUCGAGGAAAGAUUGCAGAUGUUCACGAAAGGACUCUCGGCACGACUUGUACAGUCUGCUUGUUUUAGUUUCUCAAUAAUUUUAGGAUACGAAACUAUUAAAAGAUUCAGUAUAACUGACGAGUACAAAAGUUACAUUAGGUGGUAAAGACACUUUGCAAUAAUUGUUUUUUAUGUAAAUGCAUUUUAUCGAUGAUUCACGAUGUGUCACGUACGCAAGAACGAUCAAUACGCACCAAAGAUAAAACAGAACGCGAUCCAUUCACGCCCAAAUUCUUUUAACAAUAUUACAAUAUAUUACAGAGAAUAUAAAAAUGUAACGAAAACUUUGACAAGAAACUGUUUAUUUCAAAUAAACAACAAAUCGUCAUGAAUCAAUUUUAACAAUGAUGUAACUAUACGUUAGUUAUAUUCGCAAUCUUUUUCCUACCGUUUGUACAGCAUCCAAUAUUUCCCAAUCAUUUUAGAAGGAAUGCAUUUUUAUGUUUUUUUUUCAUACAUUGUAUAAAAUCAGUGGUAGGUAUUAGAGACAUUGCUGUGAUAAGCUACAGUGAACAAGAAUAUGUUUCUAUAAUAUAUAAAAUAAAUGAAAUAUCAGUCGUAGAAAAGUCAUGUUGUACGCGAAAUAUGUAUUGUAAAUGAAUAAACUUAUUAGUUAUAUUAAAUAAUA